UAAUAGUAUCGUUGGUAACUCAACCCAAGCUGUUAGGAGUACCGAAGGCUGGCGUGGGUCUCAGAGUGCACUCAGCAACGUGGUCGGCCGCUUGCGCGUUGCUACUCUCAACGCAUCUUGUUCUUUUAAAUACGAAGGAUACGACGAGUUGCAAAUCACUUACCCAAGGACACUAUGACGUGGCUUAGAACCGAGCUCCUGAGGUGGGCGCCGACGGACCUACAUUACGUGGCCGUCACUGCGAUCUUGGCUCUCACCCUCGUCUGGUUCUUCAAAAGGCAGCGGAGGAUAUCAAUGCUCGAGAAGAUUCCGGGACCAAAAGGACUCCCCAUCCUUGGCAGUGCACUGGAUGUCAACGUUGCACCACGAGAGCUGUUUCUCAAGCUCUGUGACUUCUGCGACUACGGCAAGAUAUCCAAAGUAUGGAUUGGCCCUCAGCCUUACUGCCUUAUCUCCGGGGCAAGGGCGACGGAGGUAAUUCUGAGCAGCCAGAAGCACCUGGACAAGAGUCGUGACUACAACUUUCUGCAUCCUUGGCUGGGCACGGGUCUCCUCACGUCCACAGGCACCAAGUGGCACUCGCGAAGGAAGCUCUUGACACCCGCCUUCCACUUCAAGAUUCUGGAGGAUUUUGUGGAGGUCUUCAAUCAACAAAGUAGCUGCAUGGUCCAGCGGCUGCAGAAGAAAGCCGAUGGGAAAACCUUUGACGUCUUCCCUUACAUCACCCUCUGCGCUCUCGACGUCAUCUGUGAGACUGCCAUGGGUCGUGUACUUGGGGCUCAGGCGGACAGCGAGUCACAAUAUGUCAAGGCUCUUUACAAAAUUGGAACCCUCGUGCAACAGAGGCAAUCCCGUCCUUGGCUGCAACCAGACAUUCUGUUCAAGCUUUCCGGUUACCAGAAGGAGCACGACGCCUGCCUCAAGCUGCUCCACGAAUUCUCCAACGAAACCAUCAGGAACAGACGCCUCGACUACCUGGAGAGAAAGAAGAAUAAGGAUCAGAACACGGCGGAUGAUGAAGCUAUCGGCAAGAAGAAACGACUCGCCUUCUUGGACCUUCUGCUGGAGUACUCGGAGACCGUCUCGCCGCUCUCGAACGAGGACAUCCGCGAGGAGGUCGACACCUUCAUGUUCGAGGGACACGAUACCACGGCCGCCGCCAUCAACUGGUCGCUCUACCUUCUCGGCAGCAAUCCCGAAAUUCAGACCCGCGUCCACGAGGAAUUAGACUCGAUCUUCGGAGGCUCGGAUCGCCCCAUCACCAUGGCCGACCUGAGAGAAAUGAAACUAACGGAGAACUGCAUCAAGGAGGCUCUCCGGCUGUUCCCCUCCGUGCCCUUCCUCGCUCGCGAACUCAAGGAGGAUGUCGUUAUCGACGAUUACUGCAUCCCCACUGGCACCACGGUGACGGUGGUGACCUACUGCCUCCACCGCGACCCGGAACAGUUCCCUAACCCGGAAGUCUUUGACCCUGACCGCUUCCUGCCUGAGAACUGUAAGAAUCGUCAUCCUUAUGCGUAUGUUCCCUUCAGCGCUGGACCGAGGAACUGCAUUGGCCAAAAGUUCGCCCUAAUGGAAGAGAAGAUACUGCUAAGCCACAUCAUGCGUAGUUUCCGCGUGGAGAGCACCGUCAAACGAGAGGACUUGAGGCUCAUCGGAGAGCUCGUCCUACGCCCUGAGAAUGGGAACCCUGUCAAGCUUUACCCGAGAGAAGCUCACUAGGGUUGCCAAACUGUCAAGCGGGCAGUCAGUGAAGCGCGUGACAAGAAGCCCGUUUAUCGAUGACUACUGAACGGUGGUGAAGAAAUUUGGAGUAUUUUGGCACUCACAAGAGGCGAUAUUUUGUCAAUGAAAUGAGUCGCCAAGAGAAUUUGUUACCAAUUUCAUUGUUUUGUGAGGAUAUAUAAUAUUCUCGCAUUUUAUUUUGAACUAACACACACACACACACACACACACACACACACACACACACACACACACACACACACACACACACACACACACACACACACUAUAUAUAUAUAUAUACAUAUAUAUUUAUAUAUAUGAAUAUAUAUUUAAGUGUGUGUGUGUGUGUGUGUAUGUAUGUAUGUAUUUACGUAUGUACGUAGGUAUCUAUGUAUACAUACAUAUAUGCAGCGUAUUGAAAUGAAAAUAUUGCUACAAUAAACUUUGCUGGAGACAUUAUUAUAGACAGACUUAAUUUUGUCAUCUGAAAAAUCUUCAUUCUUGAUCACACCUCUCUCAACUGAAUAACAAAGACAGCCAGCCCUGAAGGGAAUAUUAGAGAGGCGAAGGAGAACCACAUUGUUUACAGUGUUAUUAAAUGACUUUUCAAAAGAAAUGUGUCUCCCUUUGAAUACCCUGCAGCCCCAAAUCUCCGUUUUCUUUAAAAGUACUGUGUGGCUAAUCAGGACGAAUAAAUUACAAAAAAUAGGCA
This is a messenger RNA of Penaeus indicus, 2440 nucleotides long. Its product is annotated as cytochrome P450 4c3-like. Bases 175 to 1722 code for a protein of 515 amino acids. The record is from RefSeq and is a predicted model, not a curated record. The transcript has 12 exons. Gene Ontology annotation, molecular function: oxidoreductase activity, acting on paired donors, with incorporation or reduction of molecular oxygen; iron ion binding; monooxygenase activity. Lineage: Eukaryota; Metazoa; Arthropoda; Malacostraca; Decapoda; Penaeidae.